AGCAGUGAGUGUCCGCCAUCAUUGGAGAGCAGCAGAGCCGAGGCGCUUGUCAACAAGUCCCGAACUCCUGGGAUCGUCCACUGUUAAAGCAGGUCAAGUGGAGGCUGAUCAGCAGCUCCACGGACUUACUCCUCUACCCCCUUUACCAGGACUAGACUUUCAUGUGAACGCGGAGGGAGAAGAACACCGGGGAGGCAGGCAAACAUGUCAAAUCUCAGCAAAGGCGGCACCAAAAAGGACACCAAGAUGAGGAUACGAGCCUUUCCUAUGACGAUGGACGAGAAGUACGUCAACAACAUCUGGGACCUCCUCAAGAACGCCAUCCAGGAGAUCCAGCGGAAGAACAACAGUGGCCUGAGCUUCGAGGAGCUGUACAGGAAUGCUUACACCAUGGUGCUGCACAAACACGGCGAGAAGCUGUACACAGGCCUGCGGGAGGUCGUCACUGAGCACCUCAUCAACAAAGUGCGGGAUGAUGUACUAAACUCCCUGAACAACAACUUCCUUCAAACUUUGAACCAAGCCUGGAACGACCACCAGACAGCUAUGGUGAUGAUCCGAGAUAUCUUGAUGUACAUGGACCGAGUGUAUGUGCAGCAGAACAACGUGGAAAAUGUCUAUAAUUUAGGUCUCAUCAUUUUCCGGGACCAGGUGGUCCGUUACGGCUGCAUUCGGGACCACCUCAGACAAACGCUACUAGAUAUGAUUGCCCGGGAGAGGAAGGGAGAGGUGGUGGACAGGGGGGCCAUACGUAACGCUUGCCAGAUGUUAAUGAUCUUAGGCCUCGAAGGCCGGUCAGUUUAUGAAGAGGACUUUGAGGCUCCAUUCUUAGAAAUGUCUGCAGAGUUCUUCCAGAUGGAGAGUCAGAAGUUUCUGGCAGAGAACAGCGCAAGUGUGUACAUAAAGAAAGUCGAGGCGCGGAUAAACGAAGAGAUCGAGCGAGUGAUGCACUGUCUGGAUAAAUCAACGGAAGAGCCCAUCGUAAAGGUGGUGGAACGGGAACUCAUCUCCAAGCACAUGAAGACCAUCGUUGAAAUGGAGAACUCGGGCCUUGUCCACAUGCUCAAGAACGGAAAGACAGAAGACCUGGCGUGUAUGUAUAAGCUGUUCAGCAGGGUGCCAAAUGGUCUGAAGACUAUGUGUGAGUGCAUGAGCUGCUACCUGCGGGAGCAGGGCAAGGCUCUGGUGUCUGAGGAGGGAGAGGGCAAGAAUCCUGUGGACUACAUCCAGGGCUUACUGGACCUGAAGUCUCGCUUCGACCGCUUCCUGCAAGAGUCCUUCAACAAUGAUCGCCUGUUCAAGCAGACCAUAGCUGGUGACUUUGAAUACUUCCUCAACCUGAACCCCCGCUCGCCCGAGUACCUCUCGCUCUUCAUCGAUGACAAGCUGAAGAAGGGCGUGAAAGGAUUGACAGAACAAGAAGUGGAGUCCAUCCUGGAUAAAGCCAUGGUGUUGUUCAGGUUCAUGCAAGAGAAGGAUGUGUUUGAGCGCUAUUACAAACAGCACCUGGCCAGAAGGCUUCUCACCAACAAGAGCGUCUCUGACGACUCUGAGAAGAACAUGAUCUCAAAGCUGAAGACGGAGUGCGGCUGUCAGUUCACGUCCAAAUUGGAAGGCAUGUUCAGGGACAUGAGCAUCUCAAACACAACCAUGGAUGAGUUCCGCCAGCAUCUACAGUCAACGGGGGUCUCCUUGGGUGGUGUUGACCUCACCGUUAGGGUGCUGACGACAGGUUACUGGCCCACUCAGUCGGCCACGCCCAAGUGUAAUAUUCCUCCAUCACCACGACACGCAUUCGAGGUGUUUAGAAGGUUUUAUUUGGCCAAGCACAGCGGCAGGCAGCUCACACUGCAGCACCACAUGGGCUCUGCAGACCUCAAUGCCACUUUCUACGGGCCAAUCAAAAAGGAGGAUGGCUCUGACGUGGGUGUAGGUGGCGCCCAGGUGACCGGCUCCAACACCAGAAAGCAUAUUCUGCAGGUGUCCACUUUCCAGAUGACCAUCUUGAUGCUCUUCAACAACAGAGAAAAGUCGACGUUUGAGGAGAUCCAGCAGGAGACGGACAUCCCGGAGCGAGAGCUGGUGCGGGCACUGCAGUCUCUUGCGUGUGGGAAACCCACCCAACGCGUCCUCACUAAGGAGCCCAAAUCAAAGGAGAUAGAGAACGGCCACGUAUUCACUGUCAAUGACCAGUUCACCUCCAAACUGCACAGAGUAAAGAUUCAAACAGUUGCUGCUAAGCAGGGCGAAUCGGACCCUGAGAGGAAAGAGACACGGCAGAAAGUUGAUGACGACAGGAAGCAUGAGAUCGAAGCAGCAAUCGUCCGCAUCAUGAAGUCCAGAAAGAAGAUGCAGCACAAUGUGCUAGUAGCAGAGGUCACUCAGCAGUUGCGGGCACGGUUCCUCCCAAGUCCAGUGGUCAUUAAAAAGCGCAUUGAAGGACUUAUUGAGAGGGAAUACUUGGCAAGAACGCCAGAAGACCGCAAAGUGUACACUUACGUAGCAUAAACGUGGCGUGAAUUUCAAACGAAAACCUGGUGUGGAGUGAAAGAGAGAGUGAAAGUGAGUGAGAGAGAGAGAGAGAGAGAGAGAGCAAGCAUUAUUUUUGGGACUUGGUCAUGCGCAUGAAGUGGGAGGUUGUUUUUUUGUUUGUUUUUUUUUUUUUUUCCAUCGUUACUGGGGAAAACUGCGAAGUUAACCUUUAACCUUCCGUGUGGACUCGUUUUAAAUAGCUCUUAGCGAUUCACACAAAAGCCUUCCAAAGCCCCCCAUGGAGCUGGAUGAAAUUCGGCUCCGGGCUGGUAGACGAGGUGUCUGUCUCUGUGAGAGAACUGUGAUGAGAGUCGCGCGGAAGCCUAUAAACCUGACCUAGACAUCCAACAGAAGUGCCCAAAUAAAAGUGAUGCGUUCCAGCGUGGGACGGCUCCCGAAGACCUUUCAGCUCACAGUGAAAUGCGCGCACCUUCCCAGAUUUCUUUUUUUUUUUGUUUUUGUUUAAGCUUUUUUUUUUUUUUCCCCUCUCCAUGUCAGUGUAAACGUGUUCGUAGUCUGUCGCACCAUUUCGGUUGUACAGGUUGUUUAACACUAUCAGCUGCCUGCAGAGGAUUUUAAAACGGAGGUGGGUGUUGUUGGGUAUCAAAGAGCCAUAGUUGCUUUCAGAGCAUGCCUUUUUGAAGAGGGGUGGAAUAACUUUUUCAAGGUUUAUUAAAGAAGUUGGUUGGAUGUCUCUUUUAGUUGUUUUUUUUUUUUUUUUUUUUUUUUUUUGUCCCAAGAUUUGGCAUGGCCAAAUGUAAAAUUUAAAUAUUAGCUUUUUUUGUAGGGGGUCCUUCCAAUGCAGUUCUUUAAGAUGGUUUUUUUUUUUUUUUCCUUUUUUUUCUUCUAGCAAAAGAAGGAACUUCUGGAGAACCAUGUCUCAAUGUGUAAAAAUUGUAAAAUAAUUGUUAUUGUACUCACUGAAGUGGACUGUACAGGGCCUUGUUUUCAUCAAUAUUAAAUGUAGAAAAAGGAGGAAAAAAAAUAAAUGGAUUUGCUGCUUUGA
Messenger RNA from Pygocentrus nattereri (red-bellied piranha), 3538 nucleotides. It is a transcript of the gene cul3b, whose product is annotated as cullin 3b. The transcript is spliced from 16 exons. Gene Ontology annotation, molecular function: ubiquitin protein ligase binding. Bases 205 to 2508 code for a protein of 767 amino acids. Gene Ontology annotation, cellular component: Cul3-RING ubiquitin ligase complex. Gene Ontology annotation, biological process: ubiquitin-dependent protein catabolic process; protein ubiquitination. The record is from RefSeq and is a predicted model, not a curated record. Lineage: Eukaryota; Metazoa; Chordata; Actinopteri; Characiformes; Serrasalmidae.